AUGGCGGACAAACCGGUCUGCACUCCUGUUUGCGGAUCUCCUGGCGAUUCGCCCUUUAGGGGAGAGCCUCCAGAAAGCGACAGGUCGCGAGACGAGGCUGAAGACCACCCGUGGGUCGUGCUUUCCGGCGGCAACGAAGAAAGGCGACCCGUUGAUGUCGCCUAUAAGUUGAUCGUGGCACCUUCGGGACUCUUGGGUGUACGUACACCCGACGGGGAGCCUCAGGAGACGGCGGCGGGUGCAUCCAAGCAGCAGACCCUCGAAAAGACUCCUCUUCUUCUGCCUGAGGCGACUUUGCCUAAGUUACAGACUCCCCGAUAUGGCCAUGUGACUUGCGUUACUUCAGGUCAUGAAGUCUUGCUCGUCGGCGGCAGAGACGGACAGACCGUCCUCAACUCAGUUGAACGAUUCGAAGAGACAGAGGAGCGCUGGGUCUCGAUGCCUUCGCUGCACUUUGCACGCGCUCACCACGCGGGCUGCGCGGUGUCUGGCGGUCGCGCGGUUGUGCUGGGCGGCGAGAACGAGAAAGGCGUCUUGAAAUCUGUCGAGCUGUACCACCCGGUGAAGCGCAAUUGGAUCAACUUGGCGCCGCUGCAGCACCAGAGGCACUCGUUCGGCGCCGUCGCGAUCGGAUCGAACAUCUUCGCGCUUGGCGGCAGAGACGCCGCGGGUGACCAUGGCCGGGUGCUGAAGACAGUCGAGGGUUUGGCCAUCGCCCCGCUGUCUUCUCCGUCCUGCUCGAGAAGCUCGAGUCUCGCGACAGCUCCCAGCUCCCCUGCUGGCGUUUCCGCUGACGCCGUCGCACAAGGCAGUCCAGGUGUGCAUACACCGCAGGCGCCGCAGCAGGGGACUGCAUGCGACCGCGCGGAGCCGCUGCAUGCAGUUCAGGGGGCUGGCAAGCAGGCCUGUUCCGGCGAGGGCGGGGCGAGCCACGGAGCAGAGGGCUGGCAGAGUUUGCCGUCGAUGAAGCACGGCCGAGCGAGCUUCGGCGUCGCGCAGUACCGAGGCUUGAUUUUCUGUGCAGGAGGCACCAACGGCGUUAAGCCACUCUCGUCCGUCGAGAUGUUCGACAGCAGCACAAACGAAUGGUUUGAGCUGCCAAGUCUGAACGAGGCGCGCAUAGGCCCGAUUUGCUUUGUGUGGCUGAAAGGACCCGAGCGGCGGCCGCAUCUCUGCGUUGCGGGAGGACGGCAAAGCAGCCUGCACCCAGUUUUUCAGUCUGUGGAGGUGCUCGACCUUCUGCCGCUUCUGCCGAGCACCCAGGAAGCCAGCGCAAACAAGACACAAAGCACAGCUGGCCAGGCGGCUGCAGCUGGCCAGGCGGCCGCGGGCAGCGCCAAAAAGAGAGCGGAGCAAACGGAGAGAGAAACAGCGACACCCGCAGCCGAAUGGGUCCUCGUCGGCUCCGCGGGAGUCAAGCUCUGCUGGCAACAAGCCGCAGGCGUAGUCGCCGCCUGCUGGAAAAGCGAGCUUCUCGAUUCGCCAGUGCCGCCCCUGUUGGCGUCGACCCCGGAAGUCCUUCCUCCCUGCCCUCUGCGCCCUCGAACCUCACUGGGACAGCAAACAGGCCGGCGAAGUGUGCCUCAUACGCUCUCUGGGGGACCUGCUUCGUCAAGCGUCGCUUCUUUCGCGAAUUCUGUAUCUCGCGCCUCAACUUUUGCAUGCACGAGUUCCUCUGCUGGCGACCAGCUGAGGAUUCCUCACGGUGUGGUGGCUGCCGUCGCCAAGCGCUUCCAGUCUUCCAGAUCUUCCUCGGUCUCUUCCGUCGCGUCUUCUUCUCCUUCCUCUGCUGCGCCUUCGUCGGCGGCUGUGGCGUCUUCUAGGGCGAGCGGUGGGGGCGAGUCUUCGCCUUCGGAAGAGACAGCGCCAAGCAAAGAGGAGAAGAAAGGGCCUUGUGGAGAGGGGACAGCGCCCAGAAAAGAGGAGAGAAAAGGGCCUUGUGGAGAGGGGACAGCGCCCAGCAAAGAGGAGAAGAAAGGGCCUUGUGGAGAGGGGACAGCGCCCAGAAAAGAGGAGAGAAAAGGGCCUUGUGGAGAGGGGACAGCGCCCAGAAAAGAGGAGAGAAAAGGGCCUUGUGGAGAGGGGACCGCGCCCAGCAAAGAGGAGAAAAAAGGGCCUUGUGGGGAAGAGACAGCGGCAGAAAGGAGAGCUCAUGGACGGAGCGUUCCUUUCUCAACUACACGAAUUCGAACGCUUCUCUCCGACGACUGCCUAGAAGCCAAUCGCAUGUCGAGACAGGAACUGAGAGGAGAGAGGCUGCGAGAAGUGAUGAAUCGAAAUCUGGAGGAGGCUGACGAAGAGUCUGAUAGAGAGACUCCGCCCGCGCUUCCCAAGACUCGCGUAUUCCGCAGCAACAGUUCCAGUGGCGUCGGCGGAGUUGCCGCGACAGCGCCUUCGGACGGCUCGGACUCGCACGGCGCAUGCAGUUCUGGAGAAAAAGGCCCCUCGAAGGUUCAGUUGCUUCGACAGAAAAUCGAGACUCAGGCUGCGGAGCGACAAGCCGCCAGGAAGUCCGGCGCGGCUGCCGGCUUCGGAGCAGGCGGCGCCGCGAGAAGCUCUGGAGGCGGGAAGCGCGAGGUGAUCUACGACCCGCUCCAGUGGUUGGAGAGCUGAGGCAGUCGAGAGAGCGAAGCAAUCAGACAGAAAAGGCUGACAGAGGAGAUGUGGAUGCGGCGGAGAUGCCGGUGGAAUGGAGAACUCAAGAAGCGAAAGAAACGAGGGGAGAAGGGAAACAGAAGAAAGCGACAAGCUUCUUCGCAAGUUCAGAGUCGAGGGUCCAAAGUGAACAUGGAAACGAAGGCGCCGGGACCUCCGCUCGUCUCGGUAGGACUGAACGACCCACUCGGAAGAAACGAAUCAAGAAGAGGAGACCCCAAUCCCUGCCUUUUUGUCAGUUCGAAAACAGCAUCUCUGCAUAUAUAUAUAUAUACAUUUGUAUAUAUAUAUAUAUAUAUAUAUAUAUAUAUGCAUGCGUGUGAACCUCUUCCCGUAUACAUGCGUUCGUUUUUUUAUGCACGGUUGCGCACUGCGCUUCCUACCAAGACGACUUGUGGCCGCCUCCCCAGGGUUUAGGAACAGUGGCGGCUACGCCGAAGCGAAGUCAUCUUCUGUAUUUGUCUUGCAUGCAUUUCUGUUGCAUGCAUGUCUGCUACUGUGUGUGCUGUCUGGUCUCCCUUGACUAGGGACAGGAAGCGAUCUUUCCACGCUCGAGUGUGUCUGUUUUCUUUUUCGCAAGCCUGAAGACUCCCUCCAAGGCUGUUCGUUCUUUAGCGUUUUCUGCGUUUACGUCUGCACCGACUCUUCGACUGCCUUUGUUUUCCUUCUCUCUUUUGUCUGGCGCAAAGGACAGCUUCUGGCCUCGUUCGAGUGUAGCGCCCCGCUUUCGUCUCCGGUCUCGGAGCGAAACUUGUGUUCCCGAGGAGCCGCGGGGCUUUUGCUUCGCGUGCAUGCAUGCACAGA
Toxoplasma gondii ME49 is the source of this 3459-nucleotide messenger RNA. Its product is annotated as kelch repeat-containing protein. Lineage: Eukaryota; Apicomplexa; Conoidasida; Eucoccidiorida; Sarcocystidae. The transcript is spliced from 9 exons. The record is from RefSeq and is a predicted model, not a curated record. Gene Ontology annotation, molecular function: protein binding. Bases 1 to 2613 code for a protein of 870 amino acids.